Messenger RNA from Hemibagrus wyckioides, 2491 nucleotides. Its product is annotated as E3 ubiquitin-protein ligase TRIM39-like. The record is from RefSeq and is a predicted model, not a curated record. Gene Ontology annotation, molecular function: zinc ion binding; protein binding. Bases 96 to 1679 code for a protein of 527 amino acids. NCBI's taxonomy places the organism in Eukaryota, Metazoa, Chordata, Actinopteri, Siluriformes, Bagridae. The transcript is spliced from 7 exons.
GGGUAAAGAGGUUCUACAACCGAAACCUGUUCAGCAAUACACAAACUUCACAAGCUUCAUUUUCUUCCUUUCGAGGGAUUAAAACCACUGCAGUCAUGGCUUCCUCCAGCAUUGUCCUGUUUGAAGAUCAGCUCCUGUGUCCCGUCUGUCUGGAUGUGUUCACUGAUCCAGUGUCUACUCCAUGUGGCCACAACUUCUGUAUGAUCUGUCUCAAAGAAUUCUGGGACAGCAGUUUACACUGCCAGUGUCCAGUUUGUAAAACCAGUUUCCCAAAAAGACCUGAGUUAUAUGUGAAUACAUUUAUCUCUGCACUGGCUGCUCCAUUUAAGAAGUCAGUGGAAAAACCCAUCCAAUCUCUGGUGCUCUGUGAGGCUUGCUGUGAACAGAAAUGUGCAGCUGUGAAGUCCUGCCUGAUCUGUAUGGCCUCUUACUGCAAGACUCACCUGGAACCUCAUGAGAGAGUUUCUUCAUUAAAGAAGCACAAACUGAUGGAGCCUGUGGAGAACCUGGAGGACUACAUCUGUCAGAAACAUGAGACACCCCUGGAGCUGUUCUGUAUAGAUGACCAGACGUGUGUGUGUCAUUUCUGUACUGAGGCAGAGCACGAAACUCACAUCAUUAUUCCUCUAGAGGAGGAGAGUGGAGAGAAGAAGAUUCAGCUGGAAAAGACACAAACAGAAGUUCAGCAGAUGAUCAAGGAGCGACUGAAGAAGAUUGAGGAAAUCACACACUCUGUAAUACUCAAUAAAAAAACCACAGAGAAGGAGAAAGCAGACGUUGUGGAGAUCUUCAGCAAUCUGAUGAGUGGCAUUGAGAGAAGCCAGGCUGAGCUGCUUAAGGUGAUGGAGGAGAAGCAGAAAGCUACAGACAAGCAGGCUGAAGAGUUCAUUACAGAGCUGGAGCAGGAAAUCACUGAACUAAAGAGGAGAAACACUGAGCUGGAGCAACUUUUAAACACUGAGGAUCACCUCCACCUCCUACAGAUUUACCCGUCACUCUGCAGCCCUCCACACACCCAGGACUGGACUGAUGUCAAAAUUAACACUUCUCUGAGUGUGGAGAGACUGAGUUCUCUGUCUCAGCUUCAGGAAACUCUUAAAGAGAAAAUGGAGGAGCUUCACAACAUUAAACUGAGGAGAAUUCAACAAUAUGCAGUGGAUGUGACUCUGGAUCCUGAUACAGCUCAUCCUUAUCUCAUCCUAUCUGUUGAUGGGAAACAAGUUAAAUGUGGAGACAAUAAACAGAAUCUCCCUGAUAAUCCAGAGAGGUUUGAUUGUUGUCCCUUUGUGUUGGGAAAGGAGGGAUUCACCUCAGGGAGAUUUUACUAUGAGGUGCAGGUCAGAGGGAAGACUCAGUGGGAUUUAGGAGUGGUCAGAGAGUCUGUUGACAAGAAAGGUGUGAUUACAGCCAGCCCUGAGAAUGGAUACUGGUGUGUGUGUCUGAGGAAUAAGACUGAAUAUGAGGCUCUGGACUCUCCUCCUGUCUCCCUCUCCUUGAAACAGGCUCCUCAGAAGGUGGGGGUGUUUGUGGAUUAUGAGGAGGGUCUGAUCUCCUUCUAUGAUGUUGAUGCAAAGUCUCAUUUCUACUCUUUCACUGGUCAGACUUUCACUGAGAAACUUUAUCCAUUCUUCAGCCCAUGUAAUAAUUAUCUGAUCAUCUGUCCUGUUAAUCAAAUCUAAAAGUCAUUAGAGUAAGUUAACAAGAAUUUUAAAAUAUAAAUCUGUUUUACUUUUCCUCUCAUUGUGAUGAUCCUUCAUGCUAAAGUGGUCUAAUCCAUUCAGGAUCCAUCAUUACUCCUAUAACUAAUCUUCAAAUCACAUACACCAGAAUAUGUUUUCAAUCUUUAAUAUGGAUCAGAUGUAAUAUUGCGGGCUAUAUUUUAAAUGUUCAAUAAUCCGUUAAAAUAGAAAAGUUCAUUUUUUAAGUUUUUGGCCCCAAAAAUAACAUCCACACUGAGUGACCAGUGGAUUCAUUUAAUUAGGAUUUUGGAUUGCUUUACUUUCUUAAAGCAAAGACUUUAGAAUCUAAAUACUGUUUAGAUAUAAAAUACCUAUUAAGACUAAAGAAUUAAAAUGUUCAUAUUUAUAUAUUUAUUGUUUUAUUUUCAGCCUGUGCAGUUAGCUCCAUCAUCCCCACACACAAUAUAAAUGUAAAAUUAUAUUAAAUUAAUAAAUGUAUAAAUAAAUAAAAAUACAUACUGUAUGUCCUUUCAUGUAGAGUUGUUCCAUGUGUUUAUUUAAAACUAUAUAUUUUUUAACUUUGGUUUGAUAAGUUUGGGGGGGUUACAAAAUGGGGGAAAAUGUUUUAGAUUUCCUGCAUUUACGUACAUUUAGGGACUAUGGUGAUACAAAAUCCAGGAAAUAAUGAAGUUGAUUAUAAUGAUAAAUUCUGCCAAAAAGAAUAGUAGGCUCCUAAACUAUGUACACAAAAAAGAUCCCUCACUUUUAAUGUUUAAUAGCGGCCGAUCACCAAUACUUAAGAGAAUCAUUUU